This is a messenger RNA of Fusarium redolens, 2169 nucleotides long. Its product is annotated as heterokaryon incompatibility protein-domain-containing protein. NCBI's taxonomy places the organism in Eukaryota, Fungi, Ascomycota, Sordariomycetes, Hypocreales, Nectriaceae. The record is from RefSeq and is a predicted model, not a curated record. The coding region runs from base 1 to 2169 and encodes 722 amino acids. The transcript has 3 exons.
AUGGAACUGGGUCCAGUCCGAGACGUGGGUGUGGCGAUGAAUGGCGUAGCAAAAGACCCCCUUUAUGGUCAAGAGUCCCUUAUACUCGGCAAAGACGAUAUCCGGGUGCUUAUCCUUCUACCUGGUAGGCAAGACUGUCCCGCGGAUCCGAUUGUUUGUAGACUGGAAACGAGACUACUGCCCCGACGAGACUCUUCCCAACGCAAGCUCGUUAUCGCGAGCCCACAGUGCCCGCCUUAUAAGGCUUUGUCGUAUCAAUGGGGCACUGAAAUCGAACCUAAGAUGAUCCACUGCAAUUCAAUACCCGUCUACGUCACCCAAAAUCUCUAUUCAGCUUUGAUACAUCUGCGUGACAAGUCCCGGCCCAUAUCCCUUUGGGUUGAUGCUCUUUGUAUCAACCAACGAGAUAAAGAUGAGAAAAGUGUGCAAAUUCAGAGGAUGGGCGACAUCUAUCGCCAGUCAGCCCGAACCAUCGUCUGGCUCGGGGAAGGAACCAUACUGUCCGACCUGGCCUUCAAAUCGUGCCGAGCUCUAGCUAAAGAGAGACAGCAGACGCUAGAACAACCCGAUGAGGCGGUUGCACACACGAAUGGGGAAAUCGUCACAACCAGCUCGUUGUUGCAGCGUCUGAUUGAGAUAGUUCGGCCUGGGAGGUUGUGGCGGCUAGGGACUAUGAUGCUUCUCCUCCGCCGACCUUACUUUACUCGCGUCUGGAUCAUUCAGGAGAUUGCGCUCAGCCCAAUCCUAGACCUAGCAUGCGGCGAUAAAAUGAUUCCCUUCAUGGACUUCAGCCUAGCCGCCAUCGAUAUGCUUGCGUCCCAACUUGGUGGCAGGAAGGUUGCGCACCUAGCGCAUCUAAUGACAGCUCGAUAUCUCCUAUCACCCGCGGUAAAGAGGGGUCUCUCCGAUCUUCCUAGCCUUGCGUCUGUGUUUGGUCUCCUUGCACAAGAUAAACUAUGGAUCGAAAAGAAUAUCCUCACGCUUCUGACUCUAUUUCGAGACAGCGUUGCUAAGUUAGAUGUGGACAAGGUGUACAGCCUGAUAGGUCUCGGUGAGGAAAUCGAGCGAGGCAGUACAUAUGGAAUACAAGUGUUGUAUCAGACUACGGAAGAAGCAUACGUCCGCGUCGCCAGAAGAAUUCUCUCACACCAAAAUUCACUGCGACUUUUCGGAGCCAUUACCCAUCAGUUGCCUUUGGGGGAUUUCGACUUGCUGAAUGAUCGCAUCGACGCAUAUCUCAGCCGGAGCGGCAGCAGGGAAACAGUCAUGCUUCCCACAUGGGUCCCUGACUGGAGAAACAAAGGCAGUGUUGCGAUGCCAAUAUCGCUACCAUCUGGUGGUCGUUUCCGUACCACGCGUGGCGUUGCAUACAAUUUCGCCGCAUUGAACGACAGCGCUACUCCAUAUUCGCGAGAAAUAAAACUAUCGGGCCAUAUGCUCUUUCAUGAUGGAGCUCCAGUCACGAUUUCGUCUCUUGGGAGCGCCUGCGAAACUGAAAGAGUACAAUCAACCAUCCGGUUCAGACUCAAAGUCGCCUUGACUCUCUCAUCCUCCUACCGGCUAGAAACUAUCAGGGCUUGGAGUAAAGUUUUCGAUAACAGAGCACUGGAAUUUCGCGACGAAUUCAUUUAUACGAUUACGUGCGGCCGGGGUGAUAUGUUAAACGAUGGCUCGCCCUUGCUCGCCACGGCAAUCUUUGGGCAGUCCCAGCGCAGUGGCUUUUUUGCGUUGCCGGCCUUCUUGCAAGCGAUCUACGUCUACCUCGCCAUGCGAAUGUUGUAUCUUGUGUAUCGACCCAGCGCGAGGCAACUCUGGUUUGUAUGCCUGAACUGGGCUACACUGCUGAUAACGUUGUUCUUCAUCAGCAGCGUCUUCUACGGAAUAUGGCCAAACCUCAGCAUGGGAAAUCCCUUGGCCCAGCUUAUGGCGGAACGUCUCUAUGCAAUCGAAUCGAGGAGAUUGGCCAGGUUGAGCUCCGGAUGCUUAGCUCUCGUCCCAAAGGCAUCUCAAGACGGUGACGUGGUUGCCCUUUGUCGAGGCGGGGAGGUUCCACUUCUCUUGCGGAAAAGGGGAGAAUAUUUCGAAAUGGUGGGAGAAUGUUAUGUUCACAAAGCUAUAGAUGGAUCUCAAUUCCAGGAACAUAAAUGUCAUGUUAUUCUUCUAGUCUAG